Molecule: messenger RNA, 1842 nt
Organism: Talaromyces atroroseus
Lineage: Eukaryota; Fungi; Ascomycota; Eurotiomycetes; Eurotiales; Trichocomaceae
Exons: 8
Coding region: 1-1842 (613 amino acids)
Biological process (GO): proteolysis
Molecular function (GO): cysteine-type peptidase activity
Source: RefSeq, a predicted model, not a curated record
AUGGACUCCGCUAUCUCCAGCUCACAAACAACACCCUCGCCUAGCCAAAGGACGCGUUCGCUCCUUGAGCUAUCUGAAAUGUUCCGGCAGUUGGCCGACAAAAGUGAGGGUGCAGAUAGCGUGCCUGAGUUUCGGGACCUUUUCCACCAACUUUUCCAAGAGGCACCGGCCGUUGCGCAAGCCAUUGCUGCGGCAAUUCGAGAAAAUAUUCCGGACCCGUCUCUUCGCUUAUCCUUGAAACGAAAACGGAGACAGGAUCCAUCCUAUCGGCCAAAUCACCCGGUGCAGUUCGUUCCAAGGAAAAGGCAACGUACCGACGAUAAACACGCAGUGGAUGAGCCCAUGACUCCUGAGAGUCCAAUUCCCAAAGGCGAAAGUCCUGAAAUCGAUGAUGCACUGGACUCUACGAUCUGUGUUGACAUGGGUGAACUCAAAUCCGUCUCUAAGCAUGAGAGGAAGCCCGGCGUUCACUCGAGGAUGCUUGUCAUAGAUGAAGGGAAAUUUUGUGAAAGCGAGAACAGUCAUCAUAGCACAAUGCCAACGUCCACCAUUGGGGAGCAGGUAGAAUCGCCACCCGUGCCCGAAGCGCAUCUCACCGAGGGUGAGUCCUUUCUGGAUACCGUGCACCAAAUGGUCGACAUUGUUCACCUGCUCAAAAAGUAUCCGAGCGAUGUGCCGCGCACUGUUCAUCAAAAAAUCCUGCAAAGUCUUUACACCCACCAGGAGUUGUUCAUUGACUCAACAACCAAUCAAUGGUCAGACGGGAGGAUGUGGAUGGAGGUACUGGAGAGAGGAUCUGCCACAAAUCGUCGGUGUACCGUACUCAACAUGCUAGAGUAUAUGGGGGCCUCAAAAUGGGGGAAAAGGUUGCGCGAGCUUGUCGAAAAGAUCGGACUAGGGAUAUUGAUUAGCCCCAAGAUUUGGGAUUAUACCAAGAGAAAGGGACCCCAGUUCAACCAGCUAGUCAAGGAUUUCAGAGCAGAUACUCAACGAUUGUUACUAUUUCAAAUACUUGCACCACAGGUGGAACGACUGGUCCACAAAGGCUGCACGGAUCCGGAAGCGUUGUACGGAGCUUUAAGAGAGAGCAAUCUCGUCUCUGAAGACGAAUUGCAAGAGAUGAAAGCAAAAUAUCAGCCACAAUCUGGCUCCACUUCCGCAGUCACAUUGAGUAAAGCAGUCGAUCGACUAACCAGUCAAGUCAGCGCUCAAGUGUUCAACAAGCAGAAACUGGAUGCAAACGACACGAUCUCAAUCAACGGGAGUGUGGAACUCUCGGUCGAUUUAUUCGCGCGGCUUCAAGCAGGGAAAUGGCUCGAUUCUUGGGCCCUCAUGGCAGCCAUGCAUAUUUCGGACCGGCCAGAUUUCGUCAGGUAUGGCGAAAGUGUUCCAUUGGAUACCAUCGGAAGACACGGCCAGCCGCGAUCGAUCAAGCAGCCUUUUCAGGCUUGGGUGAAACAGAUCGCAGUGUUCCGAAAAGAAGCAGAAGGCAGCACGCCUCUCAUAUUCUACUGUCCCGUCAAUCACAAUAAUUCACAUUUCACGCUGCUGGAAGUUAAUGAUAGUGAGAAAGUGAUUCGACAUUAUGACUCACUAGCACCAGUCACCGCUAUCAAUGGUACGAAAAAGACAAGAAUCGCAGCUCUGGUCGAGGACGAAUUCGGUGACUUAGGAUAUAGAUAUACCGAAGCGCCUACACCACAACAGCGCGAUGCCUGGAGUUGUGGCACCCGAGUGGUCUGGAACUUUAGACGAAUAUCCAACGGCUUUGAUAUUGGAUCAUGGGAUACCGUGCUGAGCUCAGAACACAUGAACAUGGAUAUUCCGAAGCCGCAAACGUGA